Molecule: messenger RNA, 1158 nt
Organism: Durusdinium trenchii
Lineage: Eukaryota; Dinophyceae; Suessiales; Symbiodiniaceae
Source: the annotation of a GenBank genome assembly
AUGGAUCGCGUCCGUUUGGCGGUGGAUCUUUGUUCCAACCUUCAAGGCUUCUUCGUGUUCCAUUCCUUUGGCGGUGGUACUGGCUCGGGCCUGGGCUGCGAUAUUCUGCACGAUUUGCAUGACGCCUUUGACAAGAAGGUGAUCUUCCAGCCCGUGAUCUAUCCAUCCCACAAGUUCUCCAGUAGCAUUGUAGAGCCCUACAACUGUAUCUUCUCCACGCACUACAUGCGAGAUGUGGUCGACGUAUCACUGAUGCUGGACAACGAAGCGGCCUAUCGUGUGUGCGAGAACAAGCUGAACAUCCAGCAACCCGACUUCGACAACGUGAACCGUUUGAUCGCACAGUGCAUCUCCGCUUGCACCACCUCCUUGCGCUUCGAGACGCAGCUCCAUGCGACGCUCAUUGAGAUCGUGACGAACAUCGUCCCCACGCAGUACUACCGCUAUCCCAUCGUUUCCUUGGCGCCGGUCCGCGCCAGAGACAAGGAGGCGCAUGAGACCUUCGUAGAGGAGGAGAUUGUCACAGAGCUCUUCGAAUCGAAGAAUGUCCUGUGCGACGUGACGCAUCUGCGGCAAAACCGCUAUCUCUCGGCGGUGGUGCUCCUGCGCGGCAUCGGCAGCCCGCAGAAGGAGAAGUCACGGGACGGCAGCAAGGACGAGCUCAAGGAACGCCCUGUUGAGGCGAACCAUGUGAUCACGGCGCUGCACUCGCUGAAGGACCAAGAAGGGGAGAUUUCGAAGAGGGAUGGCACGCACCGUUCGCCUCUGAAGUUUGCUCCCUGGAUCCAGUCCGGCUUCAAGGUGGGCCUCGUGGGCGUGCCGCCCUCCACCGUGCCGGGCGACAAAGUCAUGGCCCAGACCAAGCGCCAGGGGGCGAUGCUGGGAAAUAGCACGGCGGUGCGGCAACUCUUUGUCCGGCAGUAUACCAAGUUCUUGAAGCUCUUUUACCGUCGGGCCUACGUCUGGCAGUUUCUCGAGGCCAACGGGGAGAUUGACUCCUUCUAUGACGCCCGCGACGGCGUGCGUGACAUCAUCGGCCACUACGAGGAGCUGCUGCAGGAGUGCGUGCGUGUGGAGAACGAGAAGUACGACGCUCGACUCGCCGAGGGUGAACGGUUGGCUGUUUUUUGGGUUUCUUUCGGCCUUUGGUUCGGAUGA